AUGGAACGUAAACUUUACUUCGGAGCAGAGUAGCAGUUGCAAAAUAAACAAUACAAUUACCCUACAAACUUUAUACAAACAAGCAGGUACAAUCUAAUUACUUUCCUUCCAUAUUCAUUAGCAUUGCAAUUCUAGAGAAUGGCUAAUAUUUAUUUUCUUAUCAUUGCAAUAUUGUCCUUUUUCAAAUCCAUAUCUCCCUUUAGUCCAAUAAAUUCAAUUGCGCCUUUACUCUUUGUGGUUUCUUUGUCCAUGUUAAGAGAUGGGUACGAAGAUUAUCAGAAACAUCUGAGUGAUAACGAAUUAAAUUCAUCUCCAACUACAAUUUGGAGUAAUGGAGGUUUCGUUAAAAAAACAUGGAAAGAUGUACUAAUAGGGGACAUAAUAAAAAUUGAUGAAUUGGAAAUUAUUUCAGCUGAUUUAGUUGUUUUAUAAACAUCGCAAGAUGGGAUAUGUUUUAUUGAGACAUCCUCUUUGGAUGGGGAGAAGAAUUUGAAACCGAAAUAGGCAGUAAAAGAGACUCAAACAAUUGAAUGCAGACAAGGAAUAAUAGAGUGUAUAAACCCAAACCAAUUGCUUUAUAAUUUUGACGGUACACUGUUUUUGGAGAGCAAGAAGAUUCAAUUAACUCAUAAGAACUUUUUAUUGAGAGGAUCAAAACUGAAGAAUGUCAAAUGGGUAAUAGGUGUGGUGGUUUAUACAGGAAUCGAUACCAAAGUGAUGAAGAACUCAGAGGACCAAAAAAAUAAAAUGAGCAACAUAGAUAAAUUGAUCAACGUCAGAAUUAUCUACAUCUUAAUUAUGCAAGCAUUCAUUUGUUUAAUUUUGGCAAUAAUAUAUGGAAUUAAUUGCGAUGUGAAGACCAUUAACUUUGAUUAUUUUAGCAGAAGCUUUUCUGGCUACACCUCUUAUCAUGGAGAAGAUGAAGUAUAUGCUCCAGACGUCCCAAAUUGUGCUGUGGCAUCUUUGAUGACUUUCGCUGCCUAUUUUCUACUUUUAAAUACUUUUAUACCAAUAAGUUUAAUAGUAUCUUUGGAAUUUGUCAAAGUAGGCUAGGGAAUAUUUAUGUAAAAGGAUGGGGAAAUGUACACUGCUGAAAAUGAUAAGUAUGUUAAAGUGUUCAGUACAACCAUUAAUGAGGAAUUGGGAUAGGUCUAAUAUGUAUUUACUGAUAAAACAGGAACUUUAACUUGUAACAAAAUGGAAUUCAAAAUAUCUGUCUGUGGAAAUGAGAUUUAUGGAGAUAUGUCCAUGUUUGAUAAGCAUGAAAUGAGCACUUUUGUUGGCAAUCAAAUAUUAAGAAGACAAAGCACUUUACAUUAAAGGAGAUCCACAGUUGUUAAUGAAAAAGCAGGCAUUGAAUACACAUUCUCUGGUGCAGUCAUUUAAUCCAUCAUUUCUGAAACUGAUCCCAAUAAGAACCCAAUCAUAGAUCUUAAUGUUGAUACCUAUUUGAUUAGAAAUCAAGGAGAUUUAGUCAAAGAAAAUCUGAUGUUGUUAGCCACUUGUCAUGAGUGUGUUCUUGAAUUUUCAGAUGAUGGCACAUUUAAUUACUAAGGACCUUCUCCAGAUGAAAUAGCAUUAGUAGAUGCUGCUCGAAGAUUAAAUAUUCUCUACAAAGGAAUUACGAUGGGCAUUAUGGAAAUAGAUGUUCUGGGAGUUAAGGAAAAAGUCGAACUCUUGUUCUCUUUUGAGUUUAAUAGUGAUAGAAAGAGAAUGUCUGUGAUCAUUAAGCAUAAGGGAGUGAUUAAACUAUAUACCAAAGGGGCUGAUGCUAUUAUCAAAUAAAGAUUGGGUCCAAAACAACCAUUUCUAGAGGGUAUUGAUAAAAAGUUGGAUAUGUUUUCAAGGAAGGGAUUGAGAACUCUAUGUUUGGCCAUGAGGGUACUUGAUGAAAGAGAAUUCAAUUAAUUUUCAUAAGCCAUGAAUGAUACUCUAGGUGGGAAUGACACUGAAAAAUAAUAAACUGAAUUGAUCAAUAAAAUUGAAACCAAAUUAACACUCAUUGGAGCUACAGCUGUUGAGGAUAAAUUAUAAGAAGAUGUUCCAGAAACAUUAGCAGACUUUCUUAAAGCAAAUAUAAAUGUGUGGAUGUUGACUGGAGAUAAGUUAGAAACAGCUGAAAAUAUUGGUCGAUCUUGCAAUUUGUUAUAAGAAUAAAUGGACGUUUUCACUUUAACUCCUGGCUGUGACAUCCUUAAUAUAUUUAAUCAAAUUGCAGAUCAUGUUAUAUAGAAACCUGAUACUAAAAGAGCUAUGAUUAUAGAAGGUAUUGUAUUGGCUGAAUUAAACGAAAAUGAAAAUCUAACCAAAUAUUUAAUAUUGCUAGCUCCUCAUCUUCAUACUGUUAUUUGUUGUCGUGUUACACCAAAAUAAAAAGCGGAUAUGGUGAGAUUGGUUAAGAAUGAACUCGGAAAGAUUACUCUAGCUGUUGGUGAUGGUGCUAAUGAUGUUAAUAUGAUUUAAGAGGCACACAUUGGUAUUGGAAUAUAUGGUCAAGAGGGUAUGAGAGCUGUUCAAGCCAGUAAUUAUGCUAUUGGUUAAUUCAAAUGUCUCUGGAAAUUAGUGUUAUAUCAUGGAAGAUAAAAUUACAUUCGUAUUUCAGAAAUGAUUUUAUACUUCUUUUACAAGAAUAUCAUUUUUACUAUCCCCCAGUUCUAUUUUGCCUUCUUUAAUGGAUUAACAGGAACAAGUGUUUUUGAUGAAUUCUUUGUCUCCUUUUACAAUACAGUGUUUACAUUCCUCCCGGUGGUAAUAAGAGCCAUUUUUGAUGAAGAUGUGUUCUAUACACAAUAAAGAAAGCAAACCAUAUUAGGAAGCAAAAAAAUUACUGAGGGAUAGGAGGAAAAUGAUAUACUUAGAUAGAGUUAUCCAUUACUUUAUUAUAUUGGGCAAAAAAACACUAUAUUUACAAGUGAAAAGUUUUUUAAAUGGUUUUCAAUUGGAAUAUUCUAAGGAUUGGCAUGCUUCUUUUCAUUCUACUUUGAAUUAAAUGAUACUACAUUUGUUAAACAAUCUGGAUAUAACAAUGAUUUAUGGUUCUUUAGUAUGUCCAUGUCAACUGCUAUCAUGAUUCUUGUUACAUUAAAGCUAGCAUUAAACACACAAUUUUGGACAAUCAUCACAUGGGUUGCCUACCUAGGAACCAGUUUAGGUACUUAUUUUGCCUAUAUGUGGGUGUCUAACAUUAUUCCAUCGUCUGCAAUAUAUGGAACAACAUAGAUGUUAUUUUCAAGCUAUGCCUUUUAUUUGAGUCUUGCAUUGUCUGUUUUGUCAAUGUUUAUUCUUGAUUUGUUGAUGUUCACAAUUAAGACAUCAAAGGAUACGCUACUUAACUAUAUGAAAAGAUAAGCUAGACAAAAGUAGCAAUUGGAUUAAGCUAAAAUAUUCAAGUUAGAGAAGAAGCUCAAGGAACAAAUUUCAGAAAUGGAAAUGCCAGACUUUGAAUUGCAUCAAAAAAGGAGCUUGAUUAAUUCCAAUCUCUCUCAGAGCCAAGGCAAUUUGAAAUAAAGUGCAAGCAAGGAUAAUUAUUUAUGA
Paramecium tetraurelia is the source of this 3534-nucleotide messenger RNA. RefSeq lists its product as uncharacterized. The transcript is spliced from 5 exons. Lineage: Eukaryota; Ciliophora; Oligohymenophorea; Peniculida; Parameciidae. The record is from RefSeq and is a predicted model, not a curated record. Gene Ontology annotation, biological process: phospholipid translocation. Gene Ontology annotation, molecular function: ATP binding; ATPase-coupled intramembrane lipid carrier activity; magnesium ion binding. Gene Ontology annotation, cellular component: plasma membrane.